AUGUUGCAGAACGACUACAGCUACUCGCACUACCAGCCGCAGCAGCAGCAGCAGUCGCAACAGUCGCAGCAGCAGCAACAGCUUCACCAGCCGUUGCCGCCGCAGUCGCACCACCACAGCAACGAGCGCCCCAAGCUCUUUAGCACGUCCAUGGACAGCGUCAACAGCGGCGGCAGCAAUGGAGGCGGCUACCACGGCCCCGGCAUGCACGACUUCCACCAGCUCGUGCACUCGAGCAACAUGACGCCGCAGCAUCAUCACAUGCAAGCGACGCAGCCGCAGCUCAAUCACCUCCAGCAGCACCAGCAGCAGCAGACGCCGCAGCACCAGAGCGACUUUGACCACGAGCCCAUUAUGAUGAACCUGCAGCACCCGGGCCAGUACUACGCGCCGCCGCCCAUGACUGCGCAGAUGCUGCACGUGUCCACCGACUACAACUCGGGCGGCUCUGUGGGCGGCACGACGCCCUCUCUCUCUGGCUCCAAGCGCUCGCGCGAGGAGCUCAAUAUGAAGGAGAAGAAGCGCAUGUUCAAGCUGAACGACCGCAUCAACCAGCUCAAGUCCGUGCUGGACGAGGCUGGCGUGCAGUCCAAGAAGAACAAGCAGUCGAUUCUGGACAACACGUUCCACUACGUCAGCAUGCUCCGCAGUAACCUCCUCAUUGCCAAGCAGAAGGCUGAGCGUGCCGAGAAGCAGGCGGGCAACUUUCGCUCGCAGAUGCAAGGUGGCGGCGGGCCAAUGGAGAGUGUGUUCAGGCGCUGCUUCGAGCAGUCGUCGACGCCUCGCGUCGUGGUGGAUCUCCACCUGCACCUCGUGGCGGUCAACUCGGCUUUCAUGUCACAAGCUGGUCUCAUGGAGGAAAACCUGAUGGACACGAACACGCUGCGUGCGAGUCUCUGUCUCGACAAUGGCAAGCUGGACGCAGUCAUGCAGUCAGUCAGCAACAACAUGAAACCCGUUAGUGCCAUUGUGCAGGCGCAGGGGAUGGGGAACAACAUCUCGACGCUCACGCUCAUUGCGUCCGCACUCACGGACGACGAUAAUGUCGUGACUGCGAUCGAGUUCAGUCUCGUGCCUUUCGACAUCUCGUCCGACUUUUCAGAUGCGGGUGCUAGUGGCUAUGCGAGCAACGACACCAAGCACGGGGUACUCAAGGAGACCAGUCCUCUGGGUGUCAGUGAUUUGACCGUGUAA
Molecule: messenger RNA, 1194 nt
Organism: Peronospora matthiolae
Lineage: Eukaryota; Oomycota; Peronosporomycetes; Peronosporales; Peronosporaceae
Source: the annotation of a GenBank genome assembly